Messenger RNA from Impatiens glandulifera, 1248 nucleotides. RefSeq lists its product as uncharacterized. The transcript is spliced from 3 exons. The coding region runs from base 1 to 1248 and encodes 415 amino acids. NCBI's taxonomy places the organism in Eukaryota, Viridiplantae, Streptophyta, Magnoliopsida, Ericales, Balsaminaceae. The record is from RefSeq and is a predicted model, not a curated record.
AUGACUAGUUGGAUUGAAUUAGAAAGAAGACUUCAAAAGAAAAAGACAAUUGAUGAAAGUGUGCAAGUAGCAAUUAACAAAGAGAAAGAACAUUGGAAACAAGUAUUGAAGAGAAUAAUUGCAGUUGUGCAAAGAAUUGCGAAAAAUAACUUGGCACUUCGAGGAGAUUGUGAAAAGCUUUAUGAUGAGAAUAAUGGAAUCUUUUUGCAGUUAAUUGAAAUGAUUGCCGAAUUUGAUCCAAUAAUGGAGGAACAUCUUCGGCGUGUUCAAGAACGACAGAUUCAUUACACUUAUCUUGGGCCCAAAAUCCAAAAUGAAUUGAUACAGGUGUUGGCAGCUGAAAUGUCCCUUGUAAAUAGAUAUGUGGAUGAUUUAGAAAAUGCAAUAGUGGUUGAAGAAUUUUGGAUUGGAUUUUUUAAAGUUAAUGAAACUUCUGGGCUUGGGCUUUUAAUAGAGCUUAAAAAUAUUUUGAGCAAUCUCGAACUUGCGAUUGACGAUAUAAGUGGUCAAGGAUAUGACAAUGGAUAUAAUAUGAAAGGCAAGCACAAGGGUGUACAAAAUAGACUACUUGAAAUUAAUUCUAGAGCUUUCUACACUCCAUAUGGAUGCCACAAUCUUAAUCUCACACUAUGUAAUAUGGUAAAUUGUUGUCCUAAAGCGAUGUCCUUUUUUGGUGUUAUACAACGCAUAUAUUCAUUAUUCUCUUAUUCUACCAAGCGGUGGAAAAUCUUCAAAGAUCAUGUACAAGGUCUUACGGUCAAGCCAUUAUCACAAACACGAUGGGAAAGCCAUGUUGAAAGUGUGAAGCCCAUAAAAGACCAGACUUCAAAAAUACGAAAUGCUUUAAUUGAUUUGGCAAACACUUCUUAUGACUCAAAAAUAAAGAGUGAAGUUGAGGUCUUGGCAUCAUUUGAACUUGAGAAUUUUGAAUUCCUAACCGGAAUGAUAAUUUGGUACAAGUUAUUAUAUGAGAUUAACAUUGUCAGUAAGUUUCUCCAAUCAGAAAAAAUGGAUAUUGAUGUUGCUAUCGGACAGUUAAAGGGGCUUAUUUCUUUUCUCCAAGAGUUUAGAGAAUCUGGAUUAGAUCAAGCCUUGCUUGAAGCCAAACAUAUUGCAAGUGAAAUGGGAAUUGAACCAAUUUUCCGAGAAAAACGCAUCAUUCGGAGAAAGAGACAAUUUGAUGAUAUCAAUAGUGAAGAGCUUAUGGAAUUCAUCUCCAACAAUAACUAUCGGAAAUUUACAAUAUAG